Molecule: messenger RNA, 180 nt
Organism: Colletotrichum abscissum
Lineage: Eukaryota; Fungi; Ascomycota; Sordariomycetes; Glomerellales; Glomerellaceae
Exons: 1
Coding region: 1-180 (59 amino acids)
Source: RefSeq, a predicted model, not a curated record
AUGGAAGUACGAGAAGUGCAUUUAGUUUCCCGCCUGCGCUUCUCGGCGCUGCAGAUAUCUCCAAACAACCAGUCACAUCACUCUUCUGAUGCAUGUCGACUCUUACAGAACCUCUCUGAAACCGCACUUGUCGACAUCCGAUCAACAUGCAUAGCUGAUGCCAACAACUUUGCCUACUAA